Molecule: messenger RNA, 2031 nt
Organism: Suricata suricatta (meerkat)
Lineage: Eukaryota; Metazoa; Chordata; Mammalia; Carnivora; Herpestidae
Gene: RAB3IP
Product: RAB3A interacting protein
Exons: 12
Coding region: 330-1748 (472 amino acids)
Biological process (GO): exocytosis
Cellular component (GO): Golgi to plasma membrane transport vesicle
Molecular function (GO): guanyl-nucleotide exchange factor activity
Source: RefSeq, a predicted model, not a curated record
GGCUCCGGGCUCCGCUCCCCGCGCAGGCGCAGUUCCGCUUUCCUUCGGCGGCUCUCAGCGCAGUGCGCCCACCUCGGCUGGGCUGAGUGUAGCGGCGUCGACCGGCCGGCAGUGCUCUUCCUCCUCUCGCUGCCUCAGGGCCGGCUCUGUACAGCGCUGCGAGCGCCCCUGAGCGCAGGCAGCGACCGCGGUGGUUUCGUCAGCGUUGACAACUCUGACCGCCCUGGGACCGGCCGGCUCUAAUGGACUGUAGAAGUGAUGAUGUUAGGUGCCAUCUGCCGCACGUGAAGAGUUGCCAGUUGUUAUGGAAUUAAGAAAACACAUCUGUAAUGGCUAAAGGGUUAUCUUAUGAUGAGGCUUUUGCUAUGGCUAAUGACCCCUUGGAAGGCUUCCAUGAAGUAAACCUUGCUUCACCUACUUCUCCAGACCUCCUUGGUGUGUGUGAAUCAGGGACUCAAGAGCAGACUACCUCACCAAGUGUCAUCUACCGGCCACAUCCUUCAGCUCUGUGCUCUGCCCCUAUUCAGGCUAAUGCCUUAGAUGUUUCCGAUCUUCCUACACAACCUGUGUAUUCAUCCCCCAGACAUUUAAAUUGUGCAGAAAUAUCUAGUAUCAGCAUCCAUGUUACAGAUCCAGCCGCCUGUUCUACCUCUGGAGUCACAGCUGGGUUAACUAAAUCAACUACGAGAAAGGACAAAUGUAAUGCAGAGAGGGAGUUUUUACAGGGUGCUACUCUACCAGAGGCUUGUGAUGGCGGUGAUGAUAUAUUUGGGUUGAGUACUGAUAGUCUGUCCCGUUUACGAAGCCCGUCUGUUUUGGAAGUCAGAGAAAAGGGCUAUGAGAGAUUAAAAGAAGAACUUGCAAAAGCUCAGAGGGAACUGAAGUUAAAAGAUGAAGAGUGUGAGAGGCUUUCUAAAGUACGAGAUCAACUCGGACAGGAACUGGAGGAGCUCACAGCCAGUCUGUUUGAGGAAGCUCAUAAGAUGGUGAGAGAAGCAAAUGUUAAGCAGGCGACAGCAGAAAAGCAGCUAAAGGAAGCGCAAGGAAAAAUUGAUGUACUUCAAGCUGAAGUGGCCGCAUUGAAGACACUCGUGUUAUCCAGUUCUCCAACGUCACCCACACAAGAGCCUCUGCCGGCCGGAAAGACACCUUUUAAAAGGGGGCAUACAAGAAAUAAAAGUACAAGCAGCGCUAUGAGCGGCAGUCAUCAGGACCUCAGUGUGAUACAGCCAAUUGUAAAAGACUGCAAAGAGGCUGACUUAUCUCUGUAUAAUGAAUUCAGAUCUUGGAAGGAUGAUCCCACAAUGGACAGAUCGUGUCCUUUCUUAGACAAAAUUUAUCGGGAAGAUAUCUUUCCAUGUUUAACAUUCUCAAAAAGUGAGUUGGCUUCGGCUGUUCUGGAGGCUGUGGAAAACAAUACUCUAAGCAUUGAACCAGUGGGAUUACAACCUAUUCGAUUUGUGAAAGCUUCUGCAGUCGAAUGUGGAGCACCAAAAAAAUGUGCUCUGACUGGCCAGAGUAAGUCCUGUAAACAUAGAAUUAAAUUGGGGGACUCAAGCAACUAUUAUUAUAUUUCUCCUUUUUGCAGAUACAGGAUCACCUCUGUAUGUAACUUUUUUACAUACAUUCGAUAUAUUCAGCAGGGGCUUGUGAAACAGCAGGACGUUGAUCAGAUGUUUUGGGAAGUUAUGCAGUUGAGAAAAGAGAUGUCAUUGGCAAAGCUGGGAUAUUUCAAAGAGGAACUCUGAUGCUCUCUGCCUGGGACCAUGCAUGAACCUCCCUGAAUAUCUGGAAAAUGGCUGCAUAUUUUUAUGGUUACUUGAUAUUUAUUACCAAGGAGUGGGCCCAAGACUUUUUCCCUCUUUUGCAGAUUACACUAAGAAGUACUGUGAUUUCUUUUAAAUUGACCUAUGCUGUGUUGCUUACUUUUUAGUUGAACACGCUAUAAAGAAUUACAGGUGGACUAGUGAUUGUAAUUUAUAGUUGCCAAAAAAAAAGCUAAAUAAAGAAAUACACAAAUGUUAGAUUGAA